Molecule: messenger RNA, 1489 nt
Organism: Metopolophium dirhodum (rose-grain aphid)
Lineage: Eukaryota; Metazoa; Arthropoda; Insecta; Hemiptera; Aphididae
Product: glutathione S-transferase theta-1-like
Exons: 5
Coding region: 149-847 (232 amino acids)
Biological process (GO): glutathione metabolic process
Cellular component (GO): cytoplasm
Molecular function (GO): glutathione transferase activity
Source: RefSeq, a predicted model, not a curated record
CACUGUUAUCAUUGUAAUUUUCCCACCAGUUUUCAUAAUUUUUAUUUCGUCGAAAGUUAAACAGAUUUAUAUAAUUAUAUGUUAUCCGGUGGUCGUUUUAUAAUCGGAGCUUUCUAAAGCGACCUACGCUGGGAUUUAACUAAACAAUAUGGCAAAAUUAAUAUAUUAUCACAACUUAUUGUCACAACCGUCCAGAGCAUUGUACAUGUUUUUUAAAAAAGCCGAAGUUCCAUUCGAAGGAAAGGUUGUGGAUUUACUGAAAGGAGAACAGUUUACAGCCGAGUUUGAAGCCAUAAAUCCAUUUAAAAAAGUACCAGUCAUCAACGAUAAUGGAUUUUUUCUUAUUGAAAGCAUAGCAAUUCUGCGUUACAUUUGUCGUACUUAUAACGUGGCAGAUCACUGGUACCCUAAGGACUCUGUGAAACAAGCACAAGUAGAUGAAUACCUUGAGUGGCAGCAUACAAAUACUAGAGCGGAUUGUGCUCUCUAUUAUUUACAUAAAGUUUUGUGGCCAGUUAUGAAUGGAAAACCGGUAAAUGAACAGAGAGUCGCUCAAUUAGAAAAAAAAAUGAUCACAACUUUAGACCUUAUAGAAAACAUUUGGCUGAAAAAUAAAACGUUUUUAAGUGGAAAUGAAAUUUCCAUUUCUGAUAUUAUUGCUAUUUGUGAAAUCGAUCAAACAAAAAUGGCUGGUUUCAAUCCAUAUGCCAAUCGUCCAAAUUUAUCUAACUGGAAAAUGAGAACGGCAACAUAUUUAAGCCCGUAUUAUGAAGAGGCCAAUGAAAUACUUGAAAUACAUGUUGCAAAAUAUAAUAAAAAAUAUGGUAAAUUAAAUUCGCACAUUUAAUUUUACUAAUUGUAUAAAUAAUGUCUUCUACAAUAUUAAUCAAAUGCAGUAUAAUAUAGUUGCUCAUGGUUCUUUUUGUAUUUUGUGUGGGAUCAUGUUUUUUUUGUUCGUGUUCAGAGCCUUUACUUAUUAUUUUAGUAAUUAAUUAUAAUUUUCAUACAAUAUGGGAAAUGUUUUUAUAGUGUAUAUUGAUAGUUGAUUUUUAUUUUGUGAAAGAAACUUUAUUUGAAUGUCUUAUGAUCACCCUAUUUAGGCAUCAAGUAUUAUAAAUUGGCAUAUUAUGUUAAUGUAAUUUUAUUUCUCCUCAUAUUUAAUUCUUACAUUUAGUGUUUUUUAACAACGCCGUUGAAUAGAUAAUUUAUAUUUUUAUUACCUUUAUGGCUACAUUUUUAUCCAUGUCUCAUUUUUGUAAAUUAUAAUUAGAGUGCGGAUUUAUAAUCUCUUAAAAUAGCUAAAAUAUGUUGCUUAUAUUCUCUUAAAAAUUUGUAUAUAUAUUUUUUUAUUAAUUAUUUGUGUAAAAUAAAAUGUAAAACAAAUUUAAUAAAUAAUAAUUAACAAAUUAAUUAUAUUAAAUAUUUUUUAAACUUUGUUUUUAAUGUUGAAUUUAUAAGCGGAAUAACACACAAAUUAAAAUAAUAAAUU